UUUUUUGAUAGGACGAAAGAUCCUUUUUCGGUAAUAAAAGAAAGAACAAAGAAUUAAAUGCACAAACAUUUCCCCUUCACAACAACAACAAAAAAAAUAUCACACAAAAUUUUUUUGGAAUUAAAUCAUCUCAAAAAAAAAACCAAAAAAAAUGUCUGGUGCCGCCUCGGCACUUUUUCUGUUAGACAUAAAAGGCCGCGUCUUGAUAUGGCGCGAUUAUCGCGGCGACGUCACCGCAGCUCAGGCCGAACGCUUCUUCACCAAACUCAUCGACAGAGAGGACGAUCCGCAAUCGCAAGAUCCGGUGAUGUACGAGAAUGGAGUGACCUACAUGUUUAUACAGCACUGUAACGUUUACUUGAUGUCUGCCUCGAGGCAGAAUUGCAAUGCCGCGAGCCACUUGCUCUUUCUGCAUCGUAUUGUUGAUGUGUUUAAGCAUUAUUUUGAAGAGUUAGAAGAGGAAUCUCUCAGAGACAAUUUUGUAGUUGUGUAUGAAUUGCUUGAUGAAAUGAUGGACUUUGGGUUCCCGCAAUUCACUGAAGCGACAAUUCUUAGUGAGUUUAUCAAGACUGAUGCUUAUAGAAUGGAAGUGACACAGCGUCCUCCCAUGGCUGUGACGAAUGCAGUUUCUUGGCGUAGUGAAGGGAUACGGUACAAGAAGAAUGAAGUUUUCUUGGAUGUGGUGGAGAGUGUCAAUAUACUUGUCAACAGCAAUGGGCAAAUAAUACGUUCAGAUGUUGUUGGGGCACUAAAAAUGAGAGCAUUUUUAAGUGGUAUGCCUGAGUGCAAGCUUGGCCUAAAUGAUAGGUUACUGCUGGAGGCUCAAGGUCGAACAGCAAAAGGAAAAGCCAUUGAUCUGGAUGAUAUUAAGUUUCACCAGUGUGUGCGAUUGGCUCGAUUUGAAAAUGACCGAACAAUAUCCUUCAUACCCCCAGAUGGAUCUUUUGACCUGAUGACAUAUAGGCUUAGUACUCAGGUGAAACCUCUCGUUUGGGUGGAAGCACAAGUUGAAAGGCAUUCUAGAAGUCGUAUUGAAUUCAUGGUGAAAGCUCGGAGCCAGUUUAAGGAGCGCAGUACCGCAACAAAUGUUGAAAUUGAGUUGCCUGUGCCAUCUGAUGCUACAAAUCCUAAUAUCCGAACAUCAAUGGGAUCUGCUACAUAUGCUCCUGAGAAUGAUGCCUUGAUUUGGAAAAUCAAGUCUUUUCCUGGUAAUAAGGAGUAUAUGUUGAGGGCAGAGUUCAGCUUCCCCAGUGUAACAGCUGAAGAAGCUUCUCCAGAAAGAAAAGCUCCCAUCAGGGUGAAGUUUGAAAUACCAUAUUUUACUGUCUCAGGGAUUCAGGUUCGGUAUCUUAAAAUUAUUGAAAAAAGUGGAUACCAGUCUCUUCCAUGGGUGAGAUACAUAACGAUGGCUGGUGAAUAUGAACUAAGACUAAUGUAAAGGCCAUUUCAUGCUUUGCUGCUUCCAAUCCCGUAAAUAGUGUAUGGCUUGGAAACUGCAUGCUAAUAUGCAGUUCCUCUUGGGAAGAAACUUCUUCCUAUAAUUUUGGUGUAAUAGGGUUGCUCUUCUGUAUUUUUUGUUUUUUCUUGUAUCUGCUUUUGUCAUAGUUCAAAUGUAAAAACUGUGUUAUCAAGGUUGUAGUGAUUACCAAAAUGUUUACUCAAUCAAAUUUUGUGAGGAUUGAUAAUUUUUGUUGUGGAAGAGAAUGGCGGGAUCAUUUU
This is a messenger RNA of Quercus lobata, 1719 nucleotides long. RefSeq names its product AP-1 complex subunit mu-2-like. Gene Ontology annotation, cellular component: clathrin adaptor complex. Bases 152 to 1438 code for a protein of 428 amino acids. Lineage: Eukaryota; Viridiplantae; Streptophyta; Magnoliopsida; Fagales; Fagaceae. The transcript is spliced from 11 exons. The record is from RefSeq and is a predicted model, not a curated record. Gene Ontology annotation, biological process: intracellular protein transport; vesicle-mediated transport.